Messenger RNA from Linum trigynum, 3394 nucleotides. The record is from the annotation of a GenBank genome assembly. NCBI's taxonomy places the organism in Eukaryota, Viridiplantae, Streptophyta, Magnoliopsida, Malpighiales, Linaceae.
CUAUAUAGCAUUGUAAAAUUCAUCUCGAUAAAAAAGUAAGACAGAAUACCAAUGACGCCGUCGUUUUGAUGGAGAGUGAGGGGAACGAUAAGACAACAGUCAUAUUUAUUCUUUUACUCUUUGCGUAGACUUAUCCUCACAUCACAAGAGCCACUGCAUUGCCAACCAGAAUCUGGUCCACGCAAUCGCGUAAUCUCCUCAAACUAGAACCAACAAAAUGCAAACACUAGUGUCUAGUGAUCCCUUUUUUACACUUCCCUUCUCUUCCACAUCUCUUCUCUGCAUUCUUCCCUCACAUUUUCCCACAUCCCAACCAUUACUAUGGCAGCAGCUGCAGUGACUUCCGCUGCAGUAUCUUUUCCUUCUACCAAGUCCUCCUCCCCACUCUCUUCCAGAACCUCCAUCGUCUUCACCCACGAAAGAAUCACCUUCAAGAAGUCAUCUCAUGUGCAUACUGGAAGCAGGGGACUGGUUUCAGUGAGAAGCCAGGUCACAACCGAAGCUCCUGCUAAGGUCAAGAAGGAGUCCAAGAAACAGGAGGAAGGUGUGGUUGUGAACAAGUUCAAACCCAAGGAGCCUUACACUGGGAGAUGCCUUCUCAACACCAAGAUCACUGGCGAUGACGCCCCUGGAGAGACCUGGCACAUGGUUUUCAGCACUGAAGGGGAGGUGCCUUACAGAGAAGGGCAGUCAAUUGGAGUUAUUCCAGAGGGCAUUGACAAGAAUGGGAAGCCUCACAAGCUUAGAUUAUAUUCAAUUGCCAGCAGUGCUCUCGGUGAUUUUGGUGACUCUAAAACUGUCUCCCUUUGUGUGAAGAGGCUUGUCUACGUCAAUGACCAAGGAGAGACUGUUAAGGGAGUCUGCUCAAAUUUCUUGUGUGAUUUGAAGCCCGGCUCAGAAGUUUCAAUCACAGGACCAGUUGGGAAAGAAAUGCUUAUGCCAAAAGACCCUAAUGCCACAAUUGUCAUGCUUGCGACUGGGACUGGCAUUGCACCCUUCAGAUCGUUCUUGUGGAAAAUGUUCUUUGAGAAGCAUGAGGACUACAAGUUCAAUGGGCUCGCAUGGCUCUUCCUGGGAGUUCCCACUAGCAGCUCAUUGCUGUACAAGGAGGAAUUUGAGAAGAUGAAGGAGAAGGCACCUGAAAACUUCAGGCUAGACUUUGCAGUGAGCAGAGAGCAAACUAACGAGAAAGGCGAAAAGAUGUACAUCCAAACGCGCAUGGCUCAAUAUGCGGAAGAGCUGUGGGAGCUACUGAAGAAAGAUAACACAUUCGUGUACAUGUGUGGAUUGAAGGGAAUGGAGAAAGGCAUUGAUGACAUUAUGGUCGGUUUGGCUGCUAAGGAUGGAAUUGAUUGGUUUGAUUACAAGAAGCAGCUGAAGAAGGCUGAGCAGUGGAAUGUGGAAGUGUACUAGUACUGUUACUUUCUUUUCGGUGAGAUGUAUAUUUGGAAGCCAAAAGAAUGUGUCCUCCUGCAAUAAACUGUAUUCGCUGCAUUGUGUAGAUAGGAUGUAAUCGACCUCAUAUAUCGACUGUUAAUUCUUCAAAUACUGCUUUUGUGUCUGCCCCAAGCCUCCCUUGUUCAUUAUGUAUUAGUGACUCGUAGCAAUCCUCACGGAAUAACCAGAGAUCGAAUCGGUUGCUAAAGUCUAGGCAGUAAAUAUCAAAUGGGAAAUUAACGUCUUCUGCAAAUUCAAUUUUCUAUCUCAAUUUUUUCAAUAAUUCAUGAAGUCUAUGAGUCAUUGAGUUAUGACUCUAUGAACUUGUGAGCUAUGAACUUGUGAGCUAUUUUAUUGUUUUUAAGUAUUAAAUAAGUUAUUAAUUAUUUGAGUUGAUUUUUAUUGUUUUUAAGUAUUAAAUAAGUUAUUAAUUAUUUGAGUUGAAGUGUGAAAAUGUUGUAAAUUGUGAUUUCAUUUAACAUGAAGUAAAAAUUGCUAUUUUUCUUUCAGCAUCUAGACACACUUAGACGAUGCUUAAAAGAAGGGGUAAAUAAAACAACCCUCAACCCGACCCACCUGUAUUUAUCGUCAAAAUUAAAGUUUAAUGUUAGGUGAGGGUUUUCUUUUGUACAACUGCCUCUAUUGGGUUGGGUACGGAUUUUGGGUAACGCAACCCGUAUAACUAGACCCAAUCUGUGUUGAACUAUUGUCACAAGUGUUCGUAUCGAAAACAUAUUUGUGUCAUCAAUAAACAUAUUUAUGAGAAAAUUAAGCUUAUAUUAUCAUAUUUUUCUCUUGUGGUUUCCCUAGUUGAAUACAUUCUUCAACUGAAUAUUUAGAUGUAGAUUUAAUAUAAGCUAUAAUUCACGUGAUCUUUUUUCUUGUAUAUAAUUUUAGAAGAACGAUAUAUAAUGAAUGUGUUAGCUUAUAACCACUUUAGCUUAUUUAAAAAAAAAUAACGAAAAAGACUAGACAUAUGUUGAAGUAAAUUGCAUUUCAUUCAAAUCCAAACAACAUUUAUGAUAUCGAUACUUUUUUGCCUCCAUUUAAUUCUUUAAAAUUUUAAUUAGUUAUAUAAUAUUUUUGUAAUGUAUAAUAGUUUUCUUUUUUGUGUUGAGUUGGGUUUUUAAUUAAAAGUAUCUCCAACCCGACUCAACCCAAUUAUAAACAAACUGUAGGGUUCUAAUUUUUUUAGUGGGGUUUGAUUUCAUAUUUUCAAAAUCGUAAUAUAUGAGUUGGGUGAUUAAAAUGACCAAACUCAAACCACCCAAGCCUUGUACACCCCUACUUAAAAGUGUUAAAAGUGUUAGGAGGUAGGCAAAGCUCCAAUGCAUGCCUGCGCCUUCUUGAAACUAGAUUAUAAUAGGAAGAAAAAAAUAUAAGUACUAAUUUUUUUGGGUGCGCCUAUGGUGACUUGCACUUUUCGGUCGACCUCAGUUAGGAUUAGGUCGACCUCAUAUAGGAUUAUGUCGACCUAAUUGGUUGUUUCAGUGUAAAAACAGUUUCAUGGUGCCUACUUUGGAGAUUCAUAUCUUACAAUUGGCUCGAUGGAAAUUGGAGAUUAAGGACUUGUUUUGAAGCUGGGUGUCCCUCUACACAUUGAAGUGCUUGGGAGCUCGAUAGGAAGUCCAGAAGACCAUUUGUGAACUUGAUCAAAAGGUUAUGCCAAAACUGGGAAACUGGCUGAAAAUGGCCAAGUCUGGGAACGUGUUUGUGAAGCCUACUUUGGAGCUUAAUUCGGGAAGUAUGGAUGCAAGUCGAGUCCAGGGGCCUCUACCACGUUAAAUUAGGUAUGUUUUUAUACAAAGUCAAGUCAUUGGAUCAAAGAUUGGAUAUCUGUAAGGCUUCAAACAAAAGGGCCGAAGUGGCUACGAAGACUGUUUUUCUGUCAGACUUCGAGCACAAGCAAGUUGUAUGAAAAAAUUUAAAUUUUAGGUAAUGAAGUUGAAGGAACAAU